AUGGAGUACAUACGAAGAUCUGGUGGCAGCAGCAACCGGAGAAUCAAAUGGGAAACAUUGUAUUCGGUGGACAAGAGAGCGAAACUUGCAAACAACAUCGCACGGCGGUUUGAACAGAUCUUGGUGAUGACCACCGAUGUGGAAACCGAGUGGAAGGUCUCUAAGAGCAGAGAUCAGAAACGAACUUCCUCGUGGACACUAGAGGUUCAGCUGAUUGUCACCGAGAAGAAGGCGUCAUUCAAGGGACAGACUGGAACGAUUCGGCGCAAGGCGUUUCGGCGCCGAUCCAUAAUCAUCAGUGUGCAAUGCGUUUGA
Molecule: messenger RNA, 315 nt
Organism: Soboliphyme baturini
Lineage: Eukaryota; Metazoa; Nematoda; Enoplea; Dioctophymatida; Soboliphymatidae
Source: the annotation of a GenBank genome assembly